Ceratosolen solmsi marchali is the source of this 1446-nucleotide messenger RNA. RefSeq lists its product as uncharacterized. The record is from RefSeq and is a predicted model, not a curated record. Lineage: Eukaryota; Metazoa; Arthropoda; Insecta; Hymenoptera; Agaonidae. Bases 559 to 1089 code for a protein of 176 amino acids. The transcript is spliced from 4 exons.
CAGCAUUGCGUCGUCUGCUCGAACGACGUUGGGAGACAUUGCUGUAGGAUUUCCUCGGGGCGUCGCUCGCGCGCGCGCGCGUACCCACUCUAGGAAAGGUAGCGGCGGGCGGGGAUCUAGCGACACGAUUAUCAUCGUUGCCUCCGCCGGCACCGCUCAGCACAGUGAGGAUUAAGUGACGCGGCGCAGCGCACGUCGUCGUCGCUCUUCUCUGAUCCGCGAGGAGACUUCCGAGUGACGGCCCGUGUGCCAGUGUUCCGAGUGCGCGUAUCCGGGCGGCUGGCUGGCUCUCGCAUGAGUCCCUCCUCGGCGAGGACGUGGCUCGAGAACAGCGCCGGCUCAGAGUCUUUAUAUAGGGUGACGGACGCUUGCGAUCUUGAGAUCGUGAUAAAGAGUCACGGAGAUAAGAGGAGCCGUCGAGGCUACGACGGAGAGAAGAGUUGCCGGUCGGCAGUCAGCUAGAGGAGUUCCAGACGCCGAGAUUCGACCGUGGAGGAGGUACGCCGAUUGGAAAGGAGGAAAUUAUAGGAGGCGCUCUGCUGGCUAUCAGUUUCAGAAAUGAUGAUAGAGGAGUCGAGGAGGUCGCAGCGGCCCUACAGGUACGGAAUGGUUUUACUGUGCGUUGGCGCCCUGAUAAACUGGUUGGGCCUUGCCGAGAAUUACGUGGAGCCCGUGAGGUACGUCGGGGUUGCCUGCAUCGUCGCCGGUGCUCUCCUAAUAUGCGCGGCCAUGUGCUGCUGGUUGCACGCCCCACCGACGAGGUCGAGCUCCCAGACGCAACGAACGACUCAUCCCAUUACUGCCCAGAUCGACGAUCCGAUCCACGUUAUUGCCGUGGAGGAGCCGUCCUCGGGCUCCCGACAGAAGCCUCCAGAUUACGAAGCCGUGGCAGACGCGCCCCCAAGUUACGACGAUGCCAUAAAGCUGAAUCCUGGACAGCUGACUAGAACGAAUAAUCGGAGCAUUGUCGGCGCGGCCACGACGAUGAAUACGAUACCGGGAAGCGUAGCGAGCGUCGCGACGACGACGCCCGUCGCCCUUGUCGUCGAGUCGUCGACGCUGACACCGCCACCGCCGUAUGCGAGGUGAAAUUUCAUACCGGAAGCUUUGCGCUUCUUGUGGAACGGACUCAGGACGAUGCGCUAGGUGGACUUCAUUAUAAAAUAAUGAUAUCUGUCCAUGGCGUGCGCCAGCUAAACUCUCGCGUUUCUGAACUGAAAUUAAAUAAACAGGGACAUAAACGAUAUCAUACACCACGUGGUGGUGUGAUGUGUUGGAUGUACAUAUUAUACAGGAAAAAUAUAUAUAUAUAUAUAUAUAUAUAUAUAUAUAUAUAUAUAUGGAAGAAGGCUUGCAUAAGAAAUUAUCUGUUAGUUCGAUUGGAAAAUGCGCUCUGCUUUUUUCUUUUACAUGUACUAUACAUAUAAAACAGUCUGAGUAUUAUAU